Molecule: messenger RNA, 1698 nt
Organism: Lasiodiplodia theobromae
Lineage: Eukaryota; Fungi; Ascomycota; Dothideomycetes; Botryosphaeriales; Botryosphaeriaceae
Product: Aliphatic nitrilase
Exons: 6
Coding region: 1-1698 (565 amino acids)
Source: RefSeq, a predicted model, not a curated record
AUGUCCCAUCCGACAGGUCGCAUUGCCAGUACGGGCAUUGAACUCCUAACAUGGGGAACGCCAAAUGGUCAUAAAGCAAGCAUAUUGCUUGAGGAGCUCAAGGAAAAGUAUGGUCUGGAGUAUACCUUCCAGGCCAUCGACAUCAACAAAAACAUCCAAAAGGAGCCAUGGUUCACAAAACUUGGACCGAAUGGACGCAUCCCUGUCAUUGUUGAUCAUGAUAAUGAUGGGUUCAGUGUACAAGAGGGGGCCGAUCCAAAGGAUAUUUCACGCACGGAGCAAUGGAUUUCGUGGCAGCAUGGUGGUCUUGGCCCUAUGCAAGGUCAGGCCAACCACUUCUACCGGUUUGCGAAAGAGCGCAUUCCAUACCCCACCCAACGUUACGUUGGCGAAACGGAGCGGCUCUACGGCAUUCUCGACUCACAUCUCAGUGGUCGUGAUUAUCUAGUCGGCCCAGGGUCUGGAAAAUACAGUGUGGCCGAUAUCGCCAGCUUCGGUUGGGUCAAUUUCUCAUACAUGGCAGGAGUCCGCCUGGAAGAUUUUCCAAACCUGCAAAGGUGGUGGGCACGAAUCGAGGCAAGACCAGCUGUCAGGAAAGGGACAAGCGUCCCAUCCGAAAGCCAGAAUGUGAAUCGAAAAUUCAAGGAGAGGCUCCAGUCACCGGAGUUUAAGGAACAAGAAGAGCAUCUGAAAGAUCUGUGUAGGGAUGCAAAGACGAACUUGACGGUUGCACUCGUCCGAGCACCCCCACCAAAUUGGCCACUACCACUCGCAAACAAGAACUGGACUGGCAUUACCAUUAACCUUACUGAGGCAGUCGACGCGGGUAUCGGCUACGUCAACGAGGCGAAGUCUCACGGAGCCGGCUUGGUUUUAUUUCCAGAACUAUGGUUUCCAGGAUUUCCAAAGGGCCGUGAAAGCAAUCAGUGGAAUGUGACGCACCUUGCGUCAUACGUCGACAACUCGAUGGUCGUUGGCGGCCCGGAAUGGAAUCGGUUAAUCGCGGCCAUUACGAACGCGGGGAUUUGGGCAGGGUUGGCAUUUGCCGAGAGAGCGGGUGACCGCAUCUAUAUGGCUCAGUCAUUGAUCAGUCCAUCGGGGGAGGUGGUCAUCCACCGCCACAAACUAAGGCCUUCGGGUUCCGAGCGGGAUAUGUUCAGCGAUGGGACCAUCGACAUGUUCAAAGUCAUCAACAUCGAAAUUGGACGCAUUGGCAUGUUGGAAUGUGCAGAACAUUGGUACCCAAGCAUGACAUUUCCGAUGCAAGCGCAGAGAGAACGCCUACACAUCGCCCCCUUCCCCUACGUUGUUGAUGAUGACGAGGCUAAUGAAUCACACUGGUUCAAGUCUCAUAUCAUUACUCACGCCACAGCGCUGUAUGCAUUACUAAGUGGAUCGUACGUCUUCGCACCAGCUGUCGGGUACUCAUACAUUCUGGACCCUACUACCGCGGUUGUUGCUGUAGUCAAUGCCUCAGUCAGCAUGACCGAACUCCCUAUACUCUACCACACUUUGAAUACCACGGGUUUCAAUGAUGCGCCAACGUACGACCCGAGCGCACAAGUAUCGUGGGAUGUGCUGCAGCAAAUCAACUCCGCAUUUCCGGACUACAUUCCCCACGAACAAGGCAACCUUGUCCCGCACAGAGAGGUUUCGGCUGCGUGGUUGAAAACUGGCGAAAUAGUCUGGUCAGAGUAG